AUGGAAGCCUUCAGGUGGUACACUCCUUUUGGUCCCACUUCUGAGGAGCAUAGUGCUUCAGUGGCCCUUGCUUUUAUCGGGCAGUCAGCACCCAACAUUAGAAAGAAGCUUCAGAGGCUAGAAGGUUUACAAGAUUUGUCGUUGAAAGAUUUGAUAAAAGAGGCUGAGAAAGGAGGACGGGGCUCGGAGCCCCUCCCCGAGCCUAGGGUAACCCUGAAGGUGGAGGGGCAACCCGUUGAGUUUCUGGUGGACACCGGUGCUCAACAUUCUGUACUGACUCAAGCUAGGGGCCCCCUCUCUGGCAAAAAGUCUUGGGUGCUCGGGGCUACAGGUCAGAAACAAUAUGCAUGGACUACCCAAAGAACGGUAGACUUAGGAGUGGGACGAGUAAACCACUCAUUCCUUGUCAUACCGGAAUGCCCCACACCCCUAUUAGGAAGAGACAUCUUGACCAAAGUCGGGGCCCAAAUAUCCUUUCAGGCUGAAGACACUCGAGUGACUAAUCGGGAGAAAAAACCUUUGGGCCUAAGUAUCCUGACCAUUAGAUUAGAAGACGAGUACCGUCUUUUUAAGGAACCAGAACCCUCCCGAGUUAGUCAGGGGUGGCUCAACCAGUUUCCAAGGGCCUGGGCGGAGACGGCGGGUAUGGGGCUUGCUGUGAACCAGCCCCCGGUGGUCAUAGAAUUAAAAGCCUCAGCCCUACCAGUGACUGUGAGACAAUAUCCAAUGAGUAAAGAAGCCAAAGAUGGAAUUAGACCCCAUAUCCAGCGGCUCAUAGAGCAGGGGAUAUUAGUAAAAUGUAAAUCCCCAUGGAACACUCCCUUACUGCCUGUAAAGAAAGCGGGAACAGGAGAUUAUCGACCAGUGCAAGAUUUAAGAGAAGUUAAUAAAAGGGUACAGGACAUUCAUCCCACUGUGCCGAACCCUUAUAACCUGCUAAGCUCCCUGGCCCCGGAAAACACCUGGUAUACAGUCUUAGAUUUAAAAGACGCCUUCUUUUGUUUGCGCCUGCACCAGAGUAGCCAACCGCUGUUUGCUUUUGAAUGGAAAGACCCCUCCACAGGAACUACUGGACAAUUGACCUGGACUCGCUUGCCACAAGGAUUCAAGAAUUCACCCACCCUCUUCGACGAGGCUUUACAUCAGGACUUGGCCUUUUACCGAGCCUCCAACCCACAGGUAACUUUAUUACAAUAUGUUGAUGACUUACUGAUAGCAGCCCCUACUCAGGAAGCCUGCCAAGAGGCCACUGGAGCCCUUUUGACUGAACUUGCUAAAUUGGGGUAUAGGGCAUCUGCCAAGAAGGCACAGAUUUGUCAACAACAAGUGACUUAUUUGGGAUAUUCCCUGAGAGAGGGGAAAAGGUGGCUAACUGAAGCCCGAAAGCAGACUGUGAUGCAGAUCCCGGUUCCCACUACUCCACGCCAGGUUCGCGAGUUUCUGGGGAUGGCAGGGUUUUGUAGAUUGUGGAUACCUGGAUAUGCCACCUUAGCCGCCCCUCUGUAUCCCCUAACCAAAGGGGCGGUCCCGUUUGUAUGGGGACCUGAACAACAACAGGCCUUUGAUGAUAUUAAGAAAGCCCUCUUGUCGGCACCUGCUCUGGCAUUGCCAGAUGUGACUAAGCCAUUUGUCCUCUUUGUGGAUGAACGGAGCGGAGUGGCUCGGGGAGUGUUGACCCAGCAAUGGGGACCUUGGAAGAGACCAGUCGCUUACUUGUCAAAGAAAUUAGACCCAGUGAGUAGUGGAUGGCCUGCCUGCUUGAGAGUAGUGGCGGCUGUGGCCCUCUUAGUUAAAGAUUCUGAUAAACUAACUCUGGGACAGAAGCUUGUUGUAGUUGCUCCACAUGCGCUGGAAAGUGUAAUUCGGCAACCACCCGAAAGAUGGAUGUCAAACGCCAGAAUGACUCACUACCAAACCUUGCUCCUAAAUCGCGAUCGUGUGGAAUUUGCCCUGCCCGCCAUCCUAAACCCGGCUACUCUGCUCCCCGAUCCGGGGAAAGAAGUACUCCAUACCUGCCAGGAAAUCCUGGCUGAGGAGACAGGGACCUGCCGGGACUUACGAGAUCAGCCCCUGGAAGGACCAGGACUCCUGACUUGGUACACAGAUGGGAGCAGUUACAUCAUGGAAGGUAAGAGGAUGGCGGGAGCUGCAGUAGUGGAUGAUGACCGGAUCGUGUGGGCCAGCGGACUCCCAACGGGCACUUCUGCACAGCGAGCGGAACUCGUUGCCUUGACUCAGGCUCUAAGGAUGGCAGAAGGUAAGAGACUUAACGUCUACACUGACAGCCGAUACGCUUUUGCCACCGCUCAUAUACACGGGGCUAUUUAUAGACAGAGAGGGCUGUUAACUUCUGCCGGGAAAGAUGUUAAAAACAAACAGGAAAUUUUAGAUUUGUUAGACGCCAUCCAUAGGCCUAAGGAAGUAGCGAUAAUACAUUGCCCUGGACAUCAGAAAGAUGACUCUCCAAUAGCUCAAGGAAACCGGAGGGCGGACCAAGCCGCAAAACAAGCAGCUCAGGGAAUGAACAUUUUACCCCUCCAGGUGCACCCGGAAGCAAUAUGUAUCAAGAGCUUCCAGUAUACACCUGAGGAUCUCGCUCGGAUGGACAAACUGGGGUUCCAAAAAUCUUCACCCCUCGGAACAUAUAAGUCAGGAAAUGGGAAAAACAUUCUGCCCCAGAAAGAGGCAGGAGAAUAUUUGAGGCAAUUACAUCAAUUGACACAUUUAGGAGCCAAGAACCUAAAAGCCCUGGUUCGACACUCCCCUUAUCAUAUCAUUGGUUUAGAAAAAAUGGCAGACGAGGUGGUGAAGAAUUGUGUUCCUUGCCAACUAGUAAAUGUGAAUAGACAUCAAAUGAUAUGCGGAAAAAGGCUUCGCGGAGAUCGGCCGGGAGCUUACUGGGAAGUUGACUUCACUGAAAUUAAGCCUGCUAAAUAUGGACAUAAGUACCUUUUAGUUUUUUUAGAUACUUUUUCAGGAUGGACAGAGGCUUUCCCCACCAAGACCGAGACAGCCCAGACGGUAUCCAAAAAGAUACUUGAAGAAAUUUUUCCGAGGUUCGGAAUCCCCAAGGUAAUCGGUUCCGAUAAUGGACCUGCUUUCGUUGCCCAGGUAAGUCAGGGAUUGGCCAAGAUCCUGGGGACAGAUUGGAAAUUGCAUUGUGCAUACAGGCCCCAGAGCUCAGGACAGGUAGAAAGGAUGAAUAGAACUCUAAAAGAGACCUUGACUAAAUUGUCCAUAGAGACUGGUUUGUGUGAUUGGUUGGUCCUCCUUCCCUUCGCUUUAUUUCGAGUCCGAAACACUCCCGGCCGCUUUGGGCUAACACCCUUUGAGAUAAUGUUUGGAGCCCCGGCUCCGCUUGAGUCGGCUCACCUCCACGCAUCCCCCGAAUGUGUAACUAAUAAGUUUCUGCUUGAAAGGUUACGGGCCCUAGAAGUUGUACAGAGAGAAGUGUGGGCCACCAUCCGGGAAGCCUAUCGGCCGGAAGACCUGUCGGUGCCUCAUCAGUUCCAGGUGGGAGACCCCGUUUACAUAAGACGACACCGAACAGGAAACCUUGAGCCUCGGUGGAAAGGACCCUUCAUCGUCCUCUUGACCACUCCCACAGCCGUGAAAGUAGAUGGCAUCUCCUCCUGGGUACACGCUUCACAUCUGAAGAAAGCGCCCCAGUCGGACUCGGAUUGGCGAGUAACUCGGACUGAUAACCCUCUUAAGCUUCGCUUGUGUAGGAAGAAUUAUGUUAUUAGUGACUCUAAUGCUCCUACUAACCCCAACCCACCAGAACACUAACCCUCAUGAGCCUAGGUUACUGACAUGGCAGGUCUACUCCCAGUCAGGAGAGGCAGUGUGGUCUAUUUCUAAGGCCGCCCCCCUUAAGACCUGGUGGCCAUCCCUGCACCCUGAUAUCCACCCUAACGGGACCCCUGCUUAUUCUUGUAUUGCUUCUCACUUUUGGUCCCUGUGUUUUAAACCGGCUAAUAUCCUUUGUUAGAGAAAGAGUGAGUGCCGUUCAGGUACUAAUGCUGAGGCAGCAGUAUCACUCUCUUACGCAGCAAGAAGAAACGAACAUUCCAUGAUUGGAAUGAUCAAAGAGAAAGUGGGGAAAUGUAGGACCUAAACAUUCAGUGAAGACAGCAGGUUAGCCUGAGCACAGCCAUCUUAAGAAACCCAGAGG
Manis javanica (Malayan pangolin) is the source of this 4174-nucleotide messenger RNA. The record is from RefSeq and is a predicted model, not a curated record. Lineage: Eukaryota; Metazoa; Chordata; Mammalia; Pholidota; Manidae.